AUGAUGACCUGGCUCUGCUCCGAGCUUCCUCGCGGCAAUGUGUCUGUCGACUCCCAAUCUUCUCAUAUUGAUACGGCUCCAGUCUCCCAUACCAAGGCUGUACGUCUCAUCAACUAUGCGUCGCGCCUUAGGGUGAAAGCCGGCGCCACGGCCCACUGCCCAAGGCUCGUUCUUGGCACCCUGUUCAAGCCAAUGAACGCUAUCAUGUCUGCGUCGUCCGAGCACACCUCUUUACAGGGUCAGCGUCGUUUCGUUAUCAAGACUCUGUUCAAUCCUUCGAAUGUUACAAACUUCGCUGAACCUGCUUCCACUCCAGAACCUCUCAAUCAUCCUUCUCGCUUCUAUCUGUCACCUCGACCUGGACGUCGGCAAGCCGACGAUGCAUCAUUCAAGGUAUUUACUCUUCUGUUGGGUGCAUGGCUAGGCGUACCCCAACGGGCUGUGUCAUUGCCAAGUAUGCCUCCCUCUGCCGAGUUGCCGAUGCUAGACGACACUUUUGGUGCAAUGCUCGUGGGGACUUUUGUAGGACUCAUAUUAUACGGAAUGGUGAUACUACAAUCUUUCCGAUAUUUGAGGAUGUAUCCUGAAGACGGUCCUUGGCAGAAGGGCUGGGUCCUUGCUAUUUUCCUUCUUGAGACGUUUCACAUGGUCCUUUGCACGCACAUCUGCUACCACUAUGUCAUCACGAGUUACCGAACCCCUGGUAUCUUACUGACAUUCAAUUGUUGCUACCAAUCCUCACGGGUGCUAUUGUCGCUAUAUGUCAGAGAAUCGUUCACAAUGGAAGCUGUCAGCUUCUUUGCAUGGCGAAUUUUCCUCCGAUUUUUCACAGCCGCGACCGUCGAUAUGUGCGUCUCGACAUGCAUCACUUGGGCAGCCAUUGUCGCAGUUGGAGAGGUUCAUCGUACGUACCCUCCGGAAUCGAUCUCCUCGCGGAGUAUCGCAGAGAUAGGGCCGACCAUCUUGCGCCUCCAGUGGUUGAUCUCGGUAGCAACUGGGAUAGUUAUCAUCUCCGACCUCCUCAUGACAACGAUGCUCGUGAUGAUCCUGCGUAACAGUCGAACUGGAAUAAAAAGAAUGGACCUCGUCAUAGAUGUUUUGACGCUGUAUGCCAUCAACACAGUCUCUGAUAUUCCGACAAAACCUCAUCUUCGGGGCAUUUGGAAUCGUCGCCUCCAAACCUUGAACGCACGAAAAUCUCUGCGAUACACAUCGGCUAUGCUCGAGGAUGGCCUGACGAUACCGCUGACUCCGCGGGGUGUGGCCAUUCCCAGGACCAACACUAGCACUUCCUCGACAUUUUUGGUUGACUCGCCAUAUAUAGUAGUGGCCCGUAGGCUCAUGGUCGAUUUUUGUCCUGUAAUGCGUGUAAUGCGGCCUCAAAUUCGCAAUGAAAAUGAAACCGUCAGGCUGGCCUGUCGAGGUAUCGCAUCUAGGAACCGUCGUGCAGUGCUGAUCUCCGCCUACUAG
Dichomitus squalens LYAD-421 SS1 is the source of this 1470-nucleotide messenger RNA. RefSeq lists its product as uncharacterized. Lineage: Eukaryota; Fungi; Basidiomycota; Agaricomycetes; Polyporales; Polyporaceae. The transcript is spliced from 16 exons. Bases 1 to 1470 code for a protein of 489 amino acids. The record is from RefSeq and is a predicted model, not a curated record.